AGGCAUAAGCACGAAAUCAACCCCAAAUGAGAAAAUUUUUUGAUACAAGGUGCGUCGUUAUGGUAACACAUGUGCAAACUUAGUAGGUAAACAUUAAACACUUUAAAUUAAAAAACAAUCAUGCCGCUGUUUGCGAAAAAGUUCGAAUCGAAGCCUAUACCAAGUCGUUUGGCCCGUUGCAACAUUGGAUGUCCUGCUAUAAGUGAGGAUCUUGAGGAUUUCAAGAAUAUCUCGCUUAACUUGGGAAAUAAAGAACUACGUUUCGCUGAUGGUAUUUGGAUACAUUCCACGCGGAAAUCUGAUACUGAUGACAUCCUCCGCUUAAAUCGACGUAUAAGGAAUCUUGAAGAAGAGAAUAAUUUAUGUAUGCUUAAAAUAGAAAUAUUUUUGGACCUGUUAGCUGAGCAAACCACCGAGUUGAAUGCUCUUAAGUUGAGGGAUAAGUAAAUGUUUACAAUAAAUUUAACAUACAGUACAAAGUAAGUGCACAUAUCGUCGCUACCAUGUCAAAACAUCGAAUGUGAAAAUAAGUACUUUCCAAAAAAGCUGUUGUAAAAAAUGUUGUUCGUCAUUAGGAAAAAGUGUGUCAUUCGACACUUUGUUAAAGUUAGUAUCAUCAUCUGCUUCUAAGACGACUAGAAAUUCGACAAUUUGCCAAGAUAUGUAUCAUUCUUAACGCAUACGCAAGGUAUCGUAAAUGAAAAAGCAUUUUUGCAUAUUUGAUAAUUUGACAUGGUAGCGACGAUAUGUAUGUAUUUAAAAAUAAAUAUUAGUGGAUAUGCUUUCAAUGCAAGGCAGAAGUGAAUUAUCGCGUCCACUUUGUAUUUUAA
This is a messenger RNA of Rhagoletis zephyria (snowberry fruit fly), 830 nucleotides long. RefSeq names its product beta catenin antagonist chibby (gene Cby). NCBI's taxonomy places the organism in Eukaryota, Metazoa, Arthropoda, Insecta, Diptera, Tephritidae. The record is from RefSeq and is a predicted model, not a curated record.